AUGCGUUUCACAAUCGCUUCCCUUGCUACCGUCCUCGUCGGCGCCGUUGCCGUUCUGGCCGCUCCUACACCUAGAUAUACCGGGUGCAAGCUGUCUGGUAUCUCGAUCCCAUCUGAGGCUUUCGUCGACCCAAAUAACUCUUCGAACACACUUCCAGGUGUCGCCCAAAAUGAGCAGCUCGCCAAAAUCGUUCUAGGAUAUGGCUCUCAGAACUACAGCUGCACCAAUGGCGUUCCCACUCCUCACGGCGCCGUCGCGACUCUCUACGACCUGUCCUGUGCCUUCAUGGUCUCUCCCGAAUGGGCCGAUGUCCUCACCCGUGGCGCCGUCCAGAUGGACCCAACUGCCCAACUUGCUGGCAUUCAAAUGCUAAAGAACAUGUUCAACGCCCAAUUCAUCGCUGGAGUCCACUACUUCAAGGGUGACUUCGCCACUCCAGCUUUCGAAUUCGUCGACAAGACUAAAUUUAUCGGUGGCGUCGGUGGCAAGAUCCCAGCUCUUCUUGGCUCUGAUGUCGGCAAGCGUCCUCUGAACUUCGGUGCUGUUCCAUCCCUCAAAUUGGUCGCGAAGCAGGGUAUGGGAUCCACCUUCUCUAGCAUCUACCGCCUUCACACUGCUGGUGGAGUCGCUCCCAAAACAUGCGACUGGGCUGGCGAGAAACAAAUCCCUUACGCUGCUCAAUACUGGGUCUACAAGAGCAAAUAA
This is a messenger RNA of Orbilia oligospora ATCC 24927, 705 nucleotides long. RefSeq lists its product as uncharacterized. Bases 1 to 705 code for a protein of 234 amino acids. NCBI's taxonomy places the organism in Eukaryota, Fungi, Ascomycota, Orbiliomycetes, Orbiliales, Orbiliaceae. The record is from RefSeq and is a predicted model, not a curated record. The transcript is spliced from 2 exons.